AUGGCGGUCCACAUGAAGAAGAUGCCCGGCCAGUUGACCGUCGUCAUAAAACUCGGCACCAGCUCCAUAGUCGACGAGGAGACCCACCAGCCGCUUCUGUCCAUUCUCUCCCUCAUCGUCGAAACCGCGUGCAAGCUCCACGCCGACGGCCACCGCGUCGUCAUCGUCUCGUCUGGUGCCAUCGGCGUUGGCCUACGACGCAUGAACCUCCCCCGCCGCCCAAAACACCUCCCCAAAGUCCAGGCACUGGCUGCCAUUGGCCAGUGCAAGCUGAUCUCGCUGUGGGACCAGCUGUUCGGCAACCUGAGCCAGCCGAUUGCGCAGGUGCUGUUGACGAGGAACGACAUCUCGGAUCGUGCCCAGUAUCAGAAUGCGCAGAACACCUUCAUUGAGCUGCUGAGCAUGGGCGUCAUACCGAUUGUCAACGAGAACGACACCCUGGCUGUCACGGAAAUCAAGUUUGGCGACAACGAUACGCUGAGCGCCAUCACCGCGGGUAUGGUGCAGGCCGACUACCUGUUCCUGAUGACAGACGUCGACUGCUUGUACGACAAGAAUCCAAGGACCAACCCGGAUGCCAAGGCGAUUGAGGUCGUCGAAAACAUCUCAGAGUUGACCGCAGAUGUCAACUCGGCAGGCUCGGCGCUAGGCACGGGAGGAAUGAGCACCAAGAUUGUUGCUGCGAGACUGGCGACAAGUGCUGGUGUCACAACGGUCAUCACCAAGAGCUCGAAGCCGGGCAACAUCUCAGCCAUCAUCAAGCACUCCGAGCGCUGGCGGAAGGCGAACCUUUCGAGUGGCAAUUCAGUCAGCAGCUUGCAAGACGACGCCCUCCCACUGGCGCAGACCGCCGCGCUGAAUCUCCACGCCUCCUCCCACGACCUCUCCUCGUCUACGUCCUCUCUCCCCGACACUCAGAACCAAACCACCACAGUCCGCACCCUGCAGCCCAACGCCGAUCCCGUCCCGCUACACACACGCUUCCUGCCCAUCUCACACCCAAUCCGAGACCGCUACUUCUGGAUCCUGCACGGUCUCGCGCCCCACGGGACCAUCUACAUCGACAGCGGCGCCUACAAAGCGCUCCACGACAAGGCCGGACUUCUGCCCGUCGGCAUCGUCGACGUAGACGGCCAGUUCGCCCAGCAAGAAGCCGUGCGCCUUGUCGUCGUCAAGCGCCUCAACACCACCUCCGCCCCAGCCACUACGUCUACCCCACUCGCAACACCACCCCCUACCCACACAACACACACCCACGCGCCCACCCCCCUACGACACACACUACCGCAAACCAGCUCCCACACGCCGCUCUACGAGCCGACCAACCCAGCGCCCUUUGAGAUUGGCAGAGCGGUCGUCAACUACUCAGCUUCUGAGAUUCGCCGGAUCAAGGGCAUGCACUCGACGCAGAUUGUCAACGAGCUGGGGUAUGCAGAUAGCGAGUACGUGGCUGUGAGGGACAACAUAGCGUUUUUCGGGCUCGAGAGCAGCAGGCCGUCCACGCCGCUGCUGGAGCAUUAG
This is a messenger RNA of Ascochyta rabiei, 1521 nucleotides long. Its product is annotated as Glutamate 5-kinase. Lineage: Eukaryota; Fungi; Ascomycota; Dothideomycetes; Pleosporales; Didymellaceae. Gene Ontology annotation, cellular component: cytosol; cytoplasm. Gene Ontology annotation, molecular function: ATP binding; glutamate 5-kinase activity; RNA binding. The transcript is spliced from 2 exons. The record is from RefSeq and is a predicted model, not a curated record. The coding region runs from base 1 to 1521 and encodes 506 amino acids.